Asparagus officinalis (garden asparagus) is the source of this 1677-nucleotide messenger RNA. RefSeq names its product probable amino acid permease 7. Gene Ontology annotation, cellular component: plasma membrane. The record is from RefSeq and is a predicted model, not a curated record. The transcript is spliced from 7 exons. The coding region runs from base 185 to 1558 and encodes 457 amino acids. Lineage: Eukaryota; Viridiplantae; Streptophyta; Magnoliopsida; Asparagales; Asparagaceae.
UCAACAACAACUUUUAGAGGCCUGGGCCUGCAAACAAAAAAGGAAGUUAGAAUUUACAGCAUGGAAGAUGAAAGCCUCAUGCCUAUCAUAGACCAACCCGAACUAGAAUUCUCUGUCAUUCUUUAAAACUCUUAUAUCACUCACCUCCAUUGGUCAGUAGCCACAAGCUGAAGUGAGGAGGGAAAUGGCAGUUCAGCAAUCUCUUGAACUCGAAGAAGCUUCAUGCCAAGACGAUGGACGUCUAAGGACCGGUACUCAAUGGACUUGUGUUGCGCACAUAAUCACUGCCGUCAUCGGAUCUGGCGUGCUCUCUCUGGCGUGGAGUAUGGCGCAGCUUGGCUGGAUUGCUGGGCCUAUUUCUAUGCUUUGCUUCGCAGUUGUCACCUAUGUCUCAGCCUUCCUUCUAUCAGACUGCUACAGGUCUCCUCAUCCGGUGACCGGAACAAGAAACUACUCUUAUAUGGAUGCUGUCAGAGUUAACUUAGGUGAAAAGAGAACAUGGGUAUGUGGCUUUCUUCAGUAUCUAAGCAUGUAUGGGACUGGUGUUGCGUAUACUAUCACCACUGCAAUUAGUAUGAGGGCAAUUCAGAAAUCCGACUGCUACCAUGAAGAAGGGCAUGAUGCCCAGUGCUCGUAUGCAACUACUUUGUUCAUGCUGUUGUUUGGAGCUGUGCAAAUAGUGUUGUCUCAGAUACCUGAUUUCCACAACAUGGAGUGGCUUUCCGUUGUAGCGGCGGUCAUGUCCUUUUGCUACUCUCUCAUUGGAUUUGCUCUUGGCAUUGCCAAAGUGAUAGCGAAUGGAACGAUAAAAGGAGGACUGGGAGGUGUUCCUGGUGGGUCAAAAUCUCAGAAAGUGUGGCUGGUUUCUCAAGGAUUGGGAGACAUAGCAUUUGCCUAUCCAUACUCAUUAAUUCUACUAGAGAUACAGGACACCCUGAAAUCACCACCAGCUGAGAACAAGACUAUGAAGAAAGCGUCAAUGAUCUCCAUUUUUAUGACCACAUUCUUCUACCUCUGCUGUGGCUGCUUUGGCUAUGCUGCAUUUGGUGAUAACACACCUGGGAACAUUCUUACUGGAUUUGGUUUCUACGAACCUUACUGGCUUGUUGAUUUCGCCAAUGCUUGCAUUGUUCUUCACAUAGUGGGAGGAUAUCAGAUGUACAGCCAGCCAGUAUUCGCGUUUGUGGACAGAUCCUUUGCAGAAAAGUUCCCCAACACCCGCUUCGUGAACGAUUUCUACACUGUUCAAAUCCCUUGCUUGCCAUCAUGCAGAUUGAAUCUCUUCAGGUUGAGUUUUAGAACGUUGUAUGUGGUAUCGACAACGGGGAUAGCGAUGCUCUUCCCCUAUUUUAAUCAGGUGCUGGGAGUUCUUGGCGCAAUGAACUUCUGGCCUCUGGCUAUUUAUUUCCCUGUGGAGAUGUAUUUUGUGCAGAGGAAGAUCGGCGCAUGGACCAGGAAAUGGAUCGUGCUUCGGGGUUUUAGUUUCGGAUGCUUGCUUGUGAGCGUGUUCGCUUUGAUCGGAUCACUUGAAGGACUUUUCACUCAGAAGUUGAGCUAAUGCCUAGUGUCAUGUUUUUGGUGGGCAUAUUUGAGAAGAGCAGAUGAGCUCUUAAAAUUGUGUGUAAAGUCUGAAUAAAAUUUUAUGGGCUAAAUAUCCAUAUUGGUAUUUUAAUUCCA